This is a messenger RNA of Fomitopsis serialis, 1254 nucleotides long. RefSeq lists its product as uncharacterized. Lineage: Eukaryota; Fungi; Basidiomycota; Agaricomycetes; Polyporales; Fomitopsidaceae. The record is from RefSeq and is a predicted model, not a curated record. The coding region runs from base 118 to 888 and encodes 256 amino acids. The transcript is spliced from 5 exons.
AGCUCGAUAACCAUCUGAUCUUUGUGACUUACGCAUAACAGCAGUAAGUCCGACGAUGUCGACGACAGACAAGCUUAGCGCCCGCUGUUAGGGCCACCGUGCCACCAACGAACUGUUAUGCGGCACAACGGCUGCCACCUGGUCAUCUGUAGAAUGCCACCCGGCGGUUCCGAGUCGUCCGCGUCCAUCCGGGAUGUGCAUCUUGGCUUGAACUUUGAAAUGCGUCCUCCUGCCACGCAGCUGGGGCGAAGUCCGGGGACGGAUAGUCGGCAUCGCUCAAGAACCUGGAUACCCUGGACUGACGAACAGCCAACCGCCACAACAGAUGUUUGGGCAGAUGUCGACGACGAGGCCACCCAUUCUUCACACCGGGAUCCUAUCAAGAAGCCCUCAGCACGUAUAUAUACAAGCAAGCAAGCGGGGGACUUUCCCCACCCCGCCGAGCGGCCACUUACCUUUUGUUUCUGGUGUAGAGCACCUUCAGUAUAUACAGCCCUUCCUUCGCAUUCGUUUCGACUCACAUACAUAUUCGACGCCGUCAUGUUGUUCAAGUCAUUGUUAUUCGCCAUUGUCGCCUGCACGUUUGCGGGCUCAGACCUGACGGUCGCCGCUCCAAUACCCACACCUCACGCGCUCGGAACUGCUUUUGCCGGACAACGCAGGAGCAUUCCGAGCCUUCAUAAGACGACGGGCAACCCGUUUUCCGGACUGGGAUUCGGAACAUUUGGAAUUACAAUCAGCGAUUCUGAUGGGGGCCCACGCAAAAACUCGACUACCAUUGACCCGCAGUUUGGCGUGGCGGGUGAUGGAUUGGUUCAGUUACAGCCACCGCAGGAUGUCAUGGUUCCCAAGAGUAACCGGAUUAGUACGCUAGCCCAGUCGUCCUAGACUAUCGAGAGCAUAGAACAUCGUCGAACUUUGGGAUGUCCGUCUUCCAGAUGCAAUUCGAUCAGUACGGCAAUGAGGCAGUAGAACGAACAUACGGGACGACGCAUUAUCCAUGGCACUAUUCGCUCGGUAUAAUCGACGUAUCACAGGCUUGUCGCAGAGACUGCAGGGCAAUGCGCGAUAUUGCCCCAAUUCGGACGCUGACCUCCAUGAUCGCAGCAUGGAUGACGGAGCUGUCAAAUGUACACAGCUCAAUCUGUGCGUGCCUCCUACCAAUGUAUCCCACCAGGGUUGAAGAUGUCAGCUUGAUGUGCGCAUACGGUCCGCGGGCCUGCUUCUAUGUAUCACGAUGUUCAGCCAUUCGCU